CAAUGAGUCCCCUUCAUAGUUACAAAUGCCAGAGCAGCCCGAGAUUCUGUACAAGGUUCUUCAACGGAAUCAACAAUCUUUUCAUAAUAUCAGAAUUCCGCCUGCUGUGUAUGGCUCAAUAGCAGCAAGCUCAAUUGAUAUCUGCUCAUACCUAUGAGAGCAGAGAAGAACAGUCAGCACUUGCGAGACCAAACCCACCAACCUGCUCGGGUCAAUAUGAGUUCAUUGAUCUGUGGAAUUCAGCAUAUCAACUUGCGUUACGGGACUUUUGCUUGCCAGUGCAACCAGUUCAGGUGUUUUUCUUCUUCCCCUCAAUCCGAAACCGAAAGCUACAUAGAUGCAACAAAUUUCAUUGUCAGCUUGGCGUUCGGAGCUACAUCCGCCGUGAGGUCUCUCUUUGGAUAUUAGCCUAUUUUGGAGCUUGUCACUUCCAAACCUGGAUUUCGGAAGAUCAUGGUUCGUCCUGCAAAUGUACGGUUGGAAAGGACAGCUUUGCCGUCGAACAACGGGGCGAGAUGAUUGCUAGACUACAUGCCUACCCAGGCAAGCUAGGUAGCUACAACAAACACCUUGUUUUCCUUCGCAUUUGACUUUGUCAACCUAGUGGUUGGUAUACUAUCAGCAGGUGUCAAAGCCCAAUUCAUACACCCGUCGCUAUCUCACAAUGUUUUCGCACCCAAUCCCCCAAGCCCUCGGGCCCUUGCUCGUCCUCCUCUACUUAUCAUCGCCAGCGCUGGCCUGGGACCACCUCGACCGCAAACACCCCACCCACCGCACGCUCUCCACCUUCCGCUGGACGCGGCCCUUCCUCGACCUGGAGCUCAAGGCCGAGAACCCACACGCAGACCCCAAGGACCUGGACCGCGACAUCCCCGGCGGCUUCCACGUCUACUGCGAAGCGACCAAGACCUUUGCGGCGCGGCAGCUGACGGCGGCGGACCUGCACAAGCCGCCCCCGGACGGCCUCGAGCCCUGGGCCGCGGCGCUCGAUGUUGCCCUCCACCAGCGCGUCUACCCGGGCGGCUGGGACGGCGAGGAGCUUAUCGGCGAUGGCAUGCAGGUCUUGGUCAUGGAGUACAGCGACGUCCCGCCCACGGUCAGGCGUUUCGUGGAGCAGGAAGGGGUCGACGCUCACACGGCCAAGCGGUGGCAGUUUGGCGUCUAUGACAAGCCCGGCAGGGCCGGGAAGCAGCGGCGCGUGGCGUUUGGUGAGGGCUCUAGCUAUGUGGAGGACCGUCCGACUGCGCCUCAGGACAAGGUCAUGAUAUUUGCGCCGGGGGCGCUGUAUGACAUCCUUCCACUUUGGGUAGCUGAUGACAGCGCUUGCAAGAAGCAAUUCCAAGAUCUGGACAAGUACGUCAAGCACGCCGAGCACAACCGCGUCAUCGCCUGGCCCAUGACGCACACCGAGCCCGACCCGGCCCCCGGCGGCAGGAAGACCAUCUUCUUCCAGAUCAGGGCCAGUCUGCUGCUGGAGACGGUGCAAGGGCGGCGACACAGGGAGGCGUGGAAAAAUGUGCACCUGCAGGCUAGCAGGGCCGAGAGGAGGUUACAGAGGGACGAGAGGAAGAAGGGGAAAGGGAGGCGCCGUGUAGAUGCGAUCUGGCAUGACGAGCUAUAGUCUUUUUUGUCUUUGGUCGUCUUGUCUUUUCUCUUCUAUACCCUAAGCCAUCGUCUAGAAGUGUUCUAGACCGGGCUUCUUUCCCGAGAUUUCUCCUCUUUUUAACAAUAGCAGGUAUGCAAAAUGUAUGCAUAAUUCAGCCACUGGGUACAGCUUCCAAGCGUCUAUUGAUCACAGUUUCUGGAGAAGCUUCGAUCCCGGGCCGGCUACCGCACCCAUGCACCAGGAUGGGAUUCCCAAUAGGGAAACCUAACAUGAUCGACUUAUUUGCAGUAUGCACG
This is a messenger RNA of Pyricularia oryzae 70-15, 1902 nucleotides long. RefSeq lists its product as uncharacterized. NCBI's taxonomy places the organism in Eukaryota, Fungi, Ascomycota, Sordariomycetes, Magnaporthales, Pyriculariaceae. The transcript has 2 exons. The record is from RefSeq and is a predicted model, not a curated record. Bases 665 to 1621 code for a protein of 318 amino acids.